Molecule: messenger RNA, 1256 nt
Organism: Colletotrichum acutatum
Lineage: Eukaryota; Fungi; Ascomycota; Sordariomycetes; Glomerellales; Glomerellaceae
Exons: 2
Coding region: 200-1150 (316 amino acids)
Molecular function (GO): oxidoreductase activity
Source: RefSeq, a predicted model, not a curated record
CCCGUCUUCCCAGAUCUGACUUGGUAGCCAAGAAGCCUGUAUGACUGAAAAGAAAUGUCCUCGAGUCCAAGUCAUAGUGGAGAGUAGAACACGGUAGUAAGGGAGCAUUUUGCUUCCGCAAAACAACAAUAAAUCGACUUCACCCACAUCUUACCUACUUUACCACAAUACAUCAAUACAUCAGUCUCCACCUCCCACUAUGCCGUCAGCAAACCCCAUUCGAUUCGAUGGCCGAGUCGCAAUUGUGACCGGUUCUGGCUCUGGGCUCGGACGCGGAUAUGCCUUUCUCCUAGCUCGCCUCGGCGCCUCCGUCAUUGUCAACAGUCGCACGUCCGCCACAACGCAGGAAACAGUCAGUGACAUCAUCAACGCUGGCGGGAAGGCAGUACCCUUCGUCGGCAAUGUCACCAACCCAUCCGAUGCUCAAGGUAUCGUUGACGCAGCAAUCAAGACCUAUGGCCGAAUUGACAUCGUCAUCAACAACGCCGGUUGGAUGGAAUCCAAGCCCUUCGAAGCCAUCACCCACAAGGAGUUACUUGACAUGUUCGAUUCGCACGUCGGCGGGUCGUUCAAUGUUACCCAUGCAGCGUGGCCGCAUCUGAAGAAGCAAAAGUACGGACGCAUUGUCAUGAUUGUCUCACACACCAUGCUCGGCAUGCCGAAUACCACCGCUUAUGGUGGUGCUAAAAUGGGCGUUAUGGGCUUCGCUAAGUCCCUCUCAACAGAAGGAAAAGAGCACAACAUUCUGGUCAACUCAAUCGCCGUUUCAGGAUAUUCACCUGGGGUGCAAGCUGGCAUCAAGGACGAAGGCUUGUUGUCGCUCAUGAAAAAUGUUUUGCCAGCCGCAGAUGUUGCUCCUACUGUCCUUUGGUUGGCUCACGAAGACUUCAAGGCCAGCGGAGAAGUCUUUUCUGCAGCGGGCAAGAUUGUUUCGCGAAUCUACGUGGCGGAAACGCGCGGAUUUCAAGGUUCUGCUGGUGAAGAUUGGACGAUUGAGUUGAUAAGGGAUUCUUGGGAUCAGGUGAUUGAUGAGAAGGACUACACUGUGCGGACCACCGGAGAGCAGGCUGGACCGGAGCUGUUUGCGCGGUUGACGGCGGGUCAAAGUGAGGUGUCUGACGAUGCGGUUAGGAAGGCUAUGGGAGGAUGAAUAGAUGAAAACUAAGGCCUUUCUGCCCAGACAGGAUAUCCGGCUAUUCGAAGCAUAGUUACAUUUUCUUGACUAAAUAGACUCGUUGCGAUCAAUGUAUUGCCCU